AUGGGGUUGAUCAGACACGCCAUCAAAAAGUUUGAACGUCUCAAUGUCAAUCAUGACAACGACAAGCAACAGCCGCUAGCCCCUCAGCAGCAACAGCAGCAGCAACAGCAGCAACAGGCCCCUCAACAACACCAGCCGGAGUCUCCGCAACAACCGUACAGCCGGCCGCCAGCGCCGUUGCCACCCCAAUCGUCGCUGAAACCGCAACUGAAGUCAGCGCUGGCACCGGCGUUUAAGCCUCCGGCGUCUUCUGGAGGUGAUGCUGGUAUUUUCGGGGCACCAAUUGCCACGGGGGAACCACCUAAAAUUUACACAAAAAUUAACCACGCCGUGCUUCCAAGAGGGUGUAGCCACGGCCCCAACGAUGCCCCGCUUCAGACGAACAAUUUCGCCCUGAAUUUAGCGCUUGACGACCAGACAUUCCCCGUGUGGCCGCUCCCUUAUUCGUUAUGGGUCACCAGAGACCCCGAGCAGAUUCCCGGGAUGGCGUUUAACCACACUGAAGCUAAGCAGAGAGUGUUUGGACCUGACCCCCAGCAGAACCCGGCCCAGUACUUUUUCAACCCUCCUAAGAUUAAACUGUGGGUAUUCUCCGCUGAGGGUCUAGCCACCAAUGCCACUUUGUCAAUUGCCAAUAUUUCCAAAUUCUCUGCCAAUACUCGCUUUGAAGUCAAUGGAGGCACGGUGGAGUUCCCUAUUGUUCAAGGGAUGGGGUUUGUCACUGCCAUCUACAAAGGUGCCACCCCGGUAAUUAACCUGCAAGUGGGAGUACACCACUGGGACGAAGUCGGCCAAGUGGGCAAUAUGAUCAAGUAUAAGGCGGUGUUGUUCAACGAGGUGGUGUGGUCAGUGUACGUCAGUGGCGGUAGACUCAACUUAGAGAACCCCAAUGUGAUUAAAGGUGGAUUUAAUCAAGGGUUCAUCCAAAUUGCUCGUGGCGAAAGCCGGGCCUAUGACGAUACUGCUGGCUGCUGGCCAGUUGACGUCCAGCUUGGUGGGGAUGAUUCCACUUAUACUUUAUCUUACCAAUUGCUGGGCCAAAGCUCGCUGGGUAAAACUCUUCUUUGGACGCUCCCUCACCAGUACGAAACGCUUGCGGCUAAUAACGAUAUGGUCGACGCUCAAAUGCAAUUAGACUCGCCGGUCAAGGGGGUGAUGAAGGCGUUCGUCGCUAAUCAAAUCAAGGUCACUGAACAAGACUUACCUCGGGGUAUUCUGUUUGACCCCUGGCUGGAACGGGUAAGCCAGCCUCAGUACUCUCAACAGGCGCUUGACCUUAUCAGAGCCGCAGCCUCUCUGGAAGUGCAAGAAGACGUGGUGGGGAUGGCCAACAUCGACUCCAUGUACACUUCGGGUAAGAUCCUCGAUAAGUAUGCUCACAUUGCCUGGGUGACUAAGUUUGUGUUGAAAGAUGAUCAAUUGACUGCUACCGUGCUUGACAAACUUAAAAAGGCUAUCGAUAUCUUUGCUCAAAACAAACAGAAAUUCCCGCUCCGUUACGAUACGAUGUGGAAGGGGAUUGUGUCGUCAGCAGAACCCGCGGCUGACUUCGGUAAUGCCAACUACAACGACCACCACUUCCACUACGGGUACCAUAUCCAUGCCAUUGCGCUUGUGGCCAAAGUAGACCCCAACUACCUCAACGAAUACCCCCACGUUCGUGAGUACGCCACGACGUUGUUGAGAGACGUGGCACUGCCGCAAGCGGACGCGUUCUUCCCGCAGUUUCGUCUGUUUGACUGGUACCACGGUCACUCGUGGGCUCAUGGGCUUUUCCCCAGUGGCGACGGUAAGAACGAAGAACUGUCUUCGGAAGACUACCACUGCUAUUUUGGUAUGAAACUCUGGGCUCAGGUGAUUGGCGAUCAGGCGAUGGAAGCCCGGGCCAAUUUGAUUCUUGCCAUCAUGCGCCGUUCCAUCAACAAGUACAUGUUGUACUCUUUAGAUAACAAGGUCGAGCCGCAACAGUUCAUCGGCAACAUGGUGCUGGGUAUCCACUUUGAGAAUAAGAUCGAUUACCUGACGUUCUUUGGACGCGGUUCCGUCGGCGAUGAGUGGAUCCAUGGUAUUCACAUGUUACCUACCACUCCAAUCUCUAAUUACAUGCGUGGCUCCAAGUACAUCAAGGAAGAAUGGGACAGAUGGCUCGCGCCGGUGAUUGACCGAGUUGACGAUGGGUGGAAGGGUAUUUGCUUGUUGAAUUAUGGUGGGUACGAUGCUAGAGCUGCCUACUCGUUCUUUGCUGGUGACAAUUUCAAACCUCACCUUAUUGAUAAUGGGAUGUCGAGAACAUGGUCAUUGGCAUACUUAGCUGGUAUCGGUGGAGACCGUUAG
Messenger RNA from Diutina rugosa, 2334 nucleotides. It is a transcript of the gene ACF2, whose product is annotated as Acf2p. NCBI's taxonomy places the organism in Eukaryota, Fungi, Ascomycota, Pichiomycetes, Serinales, Debaryomycetaceae. Bases 1 to 2334 code for a protein of 777 amino acids. Gene Ontology annotation, molecular function: endo-1,3(4)-beta-glucanase activity; glucan endo-1,3-beta-D-glucosidase activity. The transcript has a single exon. The record is from RefSeq and is a predicted model, not a curated record. Gene Ontology annotation, cellular component: cell surface.